GUUUACUGAAAUAUGAUUAUUUGCUGCGAAACUUCGACCAACCAGUGAUGUUACGCAAAUGGGAAGUGGCCAAUGCAAACCACAAAUAUGUGAUUAAACAAUUCAAAACAAUGGAAACGCACUUCAGGUUCAUCGUUGACAUUCCAUUUUGGGAAAUACAAGAGUUUCUAUCUCUAGUGCGUUCAACCAAUGCCUCUGAGCUCCUUAAUAUUCUUACUUUAGGCAGAUUCUUACAACAUGACAUCGCAGUACUACAGCUAUGUGUUCACGGAUUGGGAUGUACAGCUCGUCGAUCCGGCAGCGUUCAAAGUCGUUGAGGGAGCCAACAUAACCACCUUCUCCAUUCUGCAACCAUUGACCAACGGUGGUUAUGGAUUUGCGGCGUUGCUAGACGACAUCCGGGUGGCGGCCUUGCAAGAUGAGCGUUUCACAGGUUCCAAUGUUCCUAGGCGCAUCAGUCCGACUCAGUCGGCCUUGCUUUACGACGGAUUCAGUUUACUUGCAAUGGGAUUACUCUCCAGCUCAAGAACAGCCAACCUUUCGCGACCCACGGGGAUGUCAUGCUCUAGGGUCCAAGUGUGGACUCCUGGACUGAGUCUUAUCAAUGACAUCAAAGCGGUUAAACCGGAAAACUUCCGAGGACUCACGGGGACAUUUCAGUUCGAUGCUCAUGGUUGGCGUUCAAACAUAAACCUGCACAUAUUGGAACUCGGUAUGGAUGGUUUUAGAGAGUUUGGUCGGUGGAACAUGGACGAGGGGCUAGUGGUCACGAAGAACUUCUCAUUAGCCUUACAAGAAAUGCAGUCAGAACUAAAGGGGAAAGUGUUACGCAUUACCACGCAAGAGGAAAAGCCCUACAUGAUGUAUAAAGGGCGUAUCAAACCUGGAGGACACAAAUCCACCGAUCCAAAGGAUUGGAGAGGAUUUUGCAUUGAUCUCUUAAACGAACUAGGCAAAGAACUGAAUUUCACCUACACCAUAAAUCUUGUCGCGGAUGCCACGUACGGAAACAUGAAAAUAGUGGAUGGGGUUGAAGUGUGGGAUGGGAUGGUGCAGGAACUCAGGAAUCGGAAAGCAGAUUUGGCUGUUGGCUCAUUCACCAUCACCUACGAUCGGGAGCGAGUGAUCGAUUUCACCACCCCCUUUAUGUAUCUGGGCAUCAGCAUUAUCUACAAACGGAUAGAGGAUAAAGAAGCUCACUUGUUUUCUUUCCUUCAACCGCUUUCCGCCCCGGUGUGGGGCUAUAUUCUGGCGGCUACCAUUAUGGUCAGCUUGGUUUUGUUCAUGGUGGCUCGUUUUAGCCCUUACGAAUGGAAGGUGAAUCACCCGUGCAACGUGAAUUCCAAUGUGGUGGAGAACAAAUUUAAUGUGCUCAACAGCAUAUGGUACACCUUCGGAGCGCUCAUGCAAAAAGGAUCAGACGUUGUUCCGCACGCUACAUCCACCCGUAUCAUCGCCGGGUUCUGCUAA
Molecule: messenger RNA, 1470 nt
Organism: Dicrocoelium dendriticum
Lineage: Eukaryota; Metazoa; Platyhelminthes; Trematoda; Plagiorchiida; Dicrocoeliidae
Source: the annotation of a GenBank genome assembly